Eucalyptus grandis is the source of this 936-nucleotide messenger RNA. RefSeq lists its product as hypothetical. The transcript has a single exon. Bases 1 to 936 code for a protein of 311 amino acids. The record is from RefSeq and is a predicted model, not a curated record. Lineage: Eukaryota; Viridiplantae; Streptophyta; Magnoliopsida; Myrtales; Myrtaceae.
AUGGCGAAUGACGUUCUUCCAUCACCGGCCGUUACUUCGCCUCCGGCAUCUGCCGAUGGGUCCGCUUCUCGGCUGGGUGUCAUCGGUACGAUGAGAGAAGCAAUCGAGCUACCGGCAAGGAAUCCCAAGCUCGUGAUCCAAAUAAUGCUCUUGAUCUUUUCUCCCUUCUCUUUCCUAGUCCUCCUUCAUUAUGUUCUAGCAGGGCCACUCAUGGAGAAAGUCGAGGAUGGCUACGAGCGCUCUGAGCUAGAUCCGCGUGAUAUAAGAUCAUUCGUGGGAAUUGAGUCGGUAUUCUUGUUAUCUUCCUGCAUAAUUUUUUUCCUCGGAAUGCUAUUGAUAGUGUAUGGAUCGGCGGUCAUUUAUAACAACAAAUCUAUAAGCCUCAAACAACUGGUGUCAAGGAUAAAGUCCACAUGGAAGAAGUCAUUCGUCACAUGGUUUUUUGUUUGCAUUUUGGCAAUCUUGUACUGGGCUCUAGCUUUGGUGAUAGUUCGAUGGGUUAAUCUCUACAUAUGGAGUUGGACAGCGGGAAUGCUUGCUGCAGCUUUGUAUCUGUUCCUGGCUGUUCUUUGGAGUCUUGGUUUGGUUGUUUCAGUUUUAGAAGAUGAUGUUUCAGGACCAAAGGCCUUUUUAAGAGCGGAAAAGCUGAUGAGGUGCAAAAAAAUGGAAGCUUUCAGGCUAAUGUCGAUGCUGGAGCUCAUGAGUUUUCCGAUCUAUAUUGUGUUCUAUGUCACGUCAGCUGAUGAUGAUGAUAAGCUAGGCGUUUUCGCUCAAUUUGCUUUUGGAGCUGCUGCGACAUUUCUCUUCUGCGCGGCGAAAUUUUUCUCCUUUAUGGUUCUCACAGUGUUCUACUACGAAUGUCGACAGAAUCAGGGGGAGCAAAUAGACCUGGAACUGGGUCAGGUGUACAAGGCGGUUCCUCCGGUAGCCCAAUGA